AUGGCUAGUCUAACGAAUCAAGGGGAUUUCCCAUACGAUGUACAAUUUCCAUCUAGGGGUAUUCUACCUCCCGAUUUCAAAGCAUGGGGAAGCGCCAGCGCUCGCGCCCACAAAGAUAGAGUUAAUGCUGUAGGCUGGAGCAACGAUGGUAAAAGACUGGGUAGCGUUUCUAGCGAUAAGUCUCUUAGAAUCUGGCCGGAGAAGGCGCUCGAUAGCGGUAGACCAGACGCUAAAAUGGCAACAGCGAUGAUUGGGCAUAGCGAUAAAGUAGUUCAAUUAGCUUGGCAUCCCUUGGAUUCUAAUCUACUUACAACGGUUUCCUUGGACAAGACAAUAAGAUGUUGGGAUAUCAGAGCUAGAGCACCUACAACUACCUUGCAGCUAUCAUCAGCUGCAUACAACUUAGCCUACCAUCCAGAUGGACAGACUUUAGCAGCAGGUGCUGAAACAAUCGGCUUCUACGACUUACGCCAUCCAACUGGACCCCAAAGGACGAUAGAAAGACAACAACAAGCAGACCGUAUAAAUCAUGAUUUUAGAUGGUCAAAAGAUGGUGAAUUAUUCACUAUUUGCUGUAAUGACGGUUCCUUUGAGGCAUAUUUAUACCCUUCAUUUGAAUUGGAGUUUAGUGAUAAAGGACACACAUCUGAUGCAACAAAGAUAGAGUUCACAAAGGACAGACGGUACAUGUUGACUGGCGGUGGUGAUGCAGUUGUCAAUGUUUGGGAUCUCGAAGAGUGGAUCUGUCUGCGGUCGAUCAAUCAAAUAGAAGGACUAGUGAGAUCAAUAAGCGUGAAUUCAAUUUCUGAGUGUGUCGCAAUUGGUACGGAUGAUAGGAAUAUAAGUAUAGCAUCGAUACACACAGGUGAGACACUACAUUCAUUUAAAACUGGAGCGAAGACAAAGUCACUCGCAUGGCACCCUAGCAAACUGCUCCUAGCUUAUGCAAGUGAGGAUAUUACAAGAGAAGAACACAUGAGAGAACCUGGAAUGAUGAAUAUAUCAUCUUCUGUAAGAGUAUGGGGGAAGGGAGUUGGGAGACCUUCAGCGUAA
Molecule: messenger RNA, 1053 nt
Organism: Wallemia mellicola CBS 633.66
Lineage: Eukaryota; Fungi; Basidiomycota; Wallemiomycetes; Wallemiales; Wallemiaceae
Product: WD40 repeat-like protein
Exons: 5
Coding region: 1-1053 (350 amino acids)
Biological process (GO): mRNA export from nucleus
Cellular component (GO): THO complex part of transcription export complex
Molecular function (GO): protein binding
Source: RefSeq, a predicted model, not a curated record